Molecule: messenger RNA, 1512 nt
Organism: Moesziomyces antarcticus
Lineage: Eukaryota; Fungi; Basidiomycota; Ustilaginomycetes; Ustilaginales; Ustilaginaceae
Product: glucose-6-phosphate 1-dehydrogenase
Exons: 3
Coding region: 1-1512 (503 amino acids)
Biological process (GO): pentose-phosphate shunt, oxidative branch; glucose metabolic process
Cellular component (GO): cytosol
Molecular function (GO): NADP binding; glucose-6-phosphate dehydrogenase activity
Source: RefSeq, a predicted model, not a curated record
AUGCCUGCUUCCAACGCCCCCGCUUUCGACAAUGACACCAUCAUCGUAGUCCUCGGCGCUUCGGGUGAUCUCGCCAAAAAGAAGACCUUCCCGGCGCUCUUCAACCUCUUCCGUCUGGGCUUGCUGCCCAAGACCACACACAUCAUCGGCUAUGCACGCACCAAGAUGGACCGCGACACCUUCGCCGAAAAGGUGACCGGCCACCUCAAGAACGUCGAUGACGACCAAGGCAAGAAGGACGUCGACAGCUUCCUCAAGAUCUGCCAGUACAUCUCGGGCCAGUACGACGAGGACGAGUCGUUCCAGAACCUCAACAAGGAGAUGGAGCGCAUCGAGUCCGAAAAGAUGAAGCACGACGCUCCCAGCCGCCUCUUCUACAUGGCGCUGCCCCCCAACGUAUUCACCGUGGUGGCCAAGGGCCUCAAGAAGAACUGCUACUCGGACAAGGCCAACAACCGCAUCGUCAUCGAAAAGCCCUUUGGCAAGGACCUCGAGAGCAGCCGCGAGAUGAUCGGCGCGCUCAAGGGCCUCUGGAAGGAGGAGGAGACCUUCCGCAUCGACCACUACCUCGGAAAAGAGAUGGUCAAGAACCUGCUCAUCAUGCGCUUCGGCAACCCCUUCAUCGACGCCGGCCUCAACAACAAGCUCGUCGACAACGUCCAGAUCACCUUCAAGGAGCCCUUUGGCACCGAGGGCCGCGGCGGCUACUUUGACGAGUUUGGCAUCAUCCGCGACAUCCAGCAGAACCACCUCUCGCAGGUGCUCUCGCUGCUCGCCAUGGAGCGUCCCAAGUCCUUCUCCGCCGAGGACAUCCGCGACGAAAAGGUGCGCGUGCUCAAGGCCGUGCCCGCCAUCCAGGAGAAGGACGUGCUGAUCGGCCAGUACACCGCCGCCAACGGCAAGCCGGGCUACAAGGACGACGACACGGUGCCCAAGGACUCCAACUGCCCCACCUUCGCCGCCAUGGCGCUCUACGUCAACAACGAGCGCUGGAAGGGCGUCCCCUUCAUCCUCAAGGCGGGCAAGGCGCUCGACGAGGCCAAGGUGGUGAUCCGCGUGCAGUUCAAGGACACGCCGCAGGGCCUCUUCAAGGACAUCCCGCGCAACGAGCUCGUCAUCCGCAUCCAGCCCGACGAGGCCGUGUACCUCAAGAUGAACUCCAAGAAGCCCGGUCUCGAAAUGGCCACGCUGCCGGCCGACCUGGACCUGACGUACAAGGAGCGCUUCUCCGAGGUGCGCAUCCCCGAGGCGUACGAGGCGCUCAUCCUCGACGCGCUCAACGGCGACCACUCCAACUUUGUGCGCGACGACGAGCUCGACGUCUCGUGGGCCAUCUUCACGCCGCUCCUCCACGCAAUCGAUGCGGGCAAGAUCAAGAACGAGCCCUACGAGUACGGCAGUCGCGGGCCCGCCGCGCUCAACGACUUUAUCGCUCGCUACGGCUACCAGCGAACCAACGAGUCGUACGAGUGGCCCACCACCAACGUCAAGAAGGUCCAAGGAAAGAUGUAA